Bombina bombina (fire-bellied toad) is the source of this 1880-nucleotide messenger RNA. Its product is annotated as transmembrane protein 178B. Lineage: Eukaryota; Metazoa; Chordata; Amphibia; Anura; Bombinatoridae. The coding region runs from base 43 to 963 and encodes 306 amino acids. Gene Ontology annotation, cellular component: membrane. The transcript has 4 exons. The record is from RefSeq and is a predicted model, not a curated record.
UCUCUGGCUGAUGCUGAGCCCGGCGCCCGGGGUGCUGUUGCUAUGAGGCUGCUGGCCGGUGCCGGUCUGUGCCUGGCCCUGGCCGCCCUCGCCCUGCUAGCUGUGGCGCUGUGCACCGAUCACUGGUACGAGACGGACGCCCGCAGGCACCGGGACCGCUGCAGGAAGCCGGGGGGCAAGCGGAACGACCCAGGUUACAUGUACACCCCAGGCCAGCACCUGCCCCUCCGCAGCGGGCUCCGCAGGAGCGCACGGGGAGAGGAGCAAACCCCCCGGGGAGUCCGCCUCAUAUCAAGGGUGGGGGAAACCAGCAGGGGGGAAAGGACCCGGAGCCUGCCCCCUUCUCGACCCUACCUGGCGGGGGAUUCUCACUGCAGCCGCCGAUUCAACUCUACCGUGUCUGGGCUAUGGAGGAAAUGUCACCGGGAAGGCUUCGACAAGGACACAGAAGAGCUCAUAGUGAAAGGAAUUGUAGAACGCUGCACUACUGUCAGAUAUCAUUACACGUCAUCCUCCCUGCCUGCCAACCUGCCUAUCAACGUCACCAAGACUAUCCGUCAGGACGAGUGGCAUGCCCUGCAUCUCCGUCGUAUGACUGCUGGCUUUAUCGGGAUGGCUGUAUCAAUCAUCCUUUUUGGGUGGCUGAUCGGAGUGCUGGGAUGCUGUAAACAACAUGAUCUAAUGCAGUAUGUGGCUGGCCUGCUUUUUCUCAUGGGAGGAACCUGCUGUAUCAUCUCCCUCUGCACCUGCGUAGCAGGAAUAAAUUUUGAACUUUCGCGAUAUCCGCGUUCUGUAUAUGGACUCCCUGAGGACAUCAGCCAUGGUUAUGGCUGGUCAAUGUUCUGCGCUUGGGGUGGGUUGGGUCUCACCCUUCUCUCCGGAUUCCUCUGCACUCUAGCACCAUCAUUGAGCGCUUCCCAGUCCGCAGUACACAAACCUCGGCAGGAGAAUGGUGCUGUCUGACUCAGAGGACUGCAGGAGAUGACCCCUUAAAGCCCAGGAGGGGACACACAAAAAAAAAUAAGACUGAGGCAUUCUUGUCUUGCUACGGAAGUUGUUCUGUUUAACGUUUGUUUGGUCUGACCAUGUGGUUGCUUGUGAAACUUGCAGAAGUUUGAAUCUCAUGUUAUCAAUGGGAAUUGUUGGACAGUGAUUCAGAAAGCAAGAAGGGGAUAACUCAUUAACUGCUUGAGAGCUGAAGCCAUCUGAACCUUCAGUAAAGCUUUGGAAGAUGUCUUAUCUAAAUGUUGCAGGUUAUACCGUCCAAAAAUACCUGCACAGAGUGAGCCAGGAGUGUAGUACUUUUCUUUCUAGUAGUAAUUUCAUUGCAGCCUGUUCUAGUUAAAGCUUCUACACUCCUUUGUAUAAAGAGGCCCUUGGGGUGUAGAGCAGCUACCAGGCGUUGGCUAAGGAUAUCAGUAUUUUGGAGUUUUGUAUACAUACAUAUAAUAUGACCAGUCCCUGCUUUUUACAUGUUUUAAUACAAUCCACAACAAUACCGCCUUAUACUUACACAUUUAAUUUCUAAUCCCAGAGUUCUAUAUCAAACACCCUUGAGAUUAGUGCCUUGGCACACAGCAGGAGUAAGGCUGACAUUAGAUCCUUACCAACCUCCUGCAGUGCCUUCCUGUAGGCAGCAUGUGCCUACACAACCUCAGGCUCCACCAGAGAUCCUUCAGGGGUGAAGUUGCAGCGGCAGGCACUCAAGGGGGUCAGGUCACCAGCUAAGGGCCCCAACCACUUGGACAUAACUGAAAUCCCAUUAGGGAUGGGGGCUCAUGAGGGAAGGGUGGGAUGAGGGAAGAUUGUCAUAACUCACCUGUUCAGGUGACUUACUGUACAUGUGAUUUCAUCACUACAAUAAAGCACAUGAUAAAUGG